This is a messenger RNA of Dalotia coriaria, 1565 nucleotides long. Its product is annotated as probable mitochondrial glutathione transporter SLC25A40. Gene Ontology annotation, biological process: mitochondrial transmembrane transport. The coding region runs from base 223 to 1362 and encodes 379 amino acids. Gene Ontology annotation, cellular component: mitochondrion. The transcript is spliced from 5 exons. NCBI's taxonomy places the organism in Eukaryota, Metazoa, Arthropoda, Insecta, Coleoptera, Staphylinidae. The record is from RefSeq and is a predicted model, not a curated record.
ACGCAGUCAGUUUUUCUCUAGCGGCCGGGAGAAAAAUUACAACAUGUCUAUAUCAAAAUUGUAGGUUAGUUUGCGUCCUUGCAAUGAAUUCGCUCGGGUAUUUCUAUUCAAACACGGCGAUUUCAUGAUGUACAUGCGUGCCGCACGCACUGUGAUGUUUGUGAGGUAAAACUCAGUUUUUGAGUGUUUCAACGUGUUUUCGUACUUCCCACUGAUUGAAACAUGGAUGCAGAUGACGUUAUAGACAUUGACGAUCCCAAAUAUCGCACAACUCCGCUUCAACAAGUUCUUGCAUCAUGCACUGGAGCUGUGGUAACAUCUCUUUUUGUGACUCCUUUGGAUGUUGUCAAGAUAAGAUUACAAGCUCAAAGCAAGAAUAUGACUUCAAAAUGUUUUCUAUAUUGUAAUGGACUCAUGGAUCAUAUAUGUGAUUGCAGUGGUGAAACAAAUAGUUGGUCACGAAUGAAUAAACAGAUGCAUUUUAAUGGCACAAUGGAUGCAAUUUAUAAAAUUAGUAAAGUUGAGGGUGUAUCAAGCCUGUGGAGUGGCUUGAGUCCAACUUUAGUGUUAGCCAUUCCAGCAACAGUGGUUUAUUUUGUCACUUAUGAGCAACUACGUUUAAAACUCAAGGAUAAUUACAAUAAGGAUAGACCUGAAGGCACAGCAUGCACUCAACCAAUAUGGAUUCCUUUAAUAGCAGGUGGAACAGCCAGAAUAUUUUCAGUGUCACUAGUCAGUCCACUAGAAUUAAUACGUACCAAAAUGCAGUCUACAAAACUAACCUAUUAUGAAAUUGGGGAAGCUCUGAAGAUUCUUGUUCAGCAAUCAGGUAUUAGGGGGCUGUGGAAAGGUGUGGUAGCCACUUUGAUGCGAGAUGUGCCAUUUUCGGCGAUUUAUUGGACAGGAUAUGAGAACAUUAAAUGCUUUUUAAAUAAUGGAGUUCCGUCAUUUUGGAAUAGUUUUAUUGCAGGCGCUAUAUCUGGUGGGCUGGCUGCUGCAGUUACAGUACCAUUUGAUGUGGUAAAGACUCACCAACAGAUAGAAAUUGGAACUAGAGUUAUUGCAAAUCAAAAGCAAGGCCCUCCUGUAUCGACGCUGUCCCUAGUUCAUAAGCUGUAUCUGACUCAUGGAUUGAAAGGAUUGUUUGCCGGAUUGACGCCACGAUUGAUUAAAGUGGCACCAGCCUGCGCCAUUAUGAUUGCCACCUUUGAGCACAGCAAAGUUGUCUUCAAUAGGUAUAACGUUGAGAAAUAUCAUGAAUCGCAAAUGUCGUCUUCGGCACCUGCGAGGACAGAUAAAGCGCCAGCGACGAUCGACAUCAACGUGCCGAACGUUACGAAACAAUCGUCGGAACUAUUAUAAAUAAUACUACUGCAAAAUAUUUUGCAAGUUGUAUAUCUACCGGGCCAAAUCUUGCAUUGAUGCAAAAAAUUUAUUACUUUGUUUAAGUUUUAUUUUUUGGUUAGUUAUUUCGUUCGUUAUGAAUUUAUCUUUUACUUAAUGUUCUAUAAGGUUUUCUGUGUCCUUCAUAAAUAUAUUAUUCCGUUAGCUAGUUAUAUCGAAAA